Messenger RNA from Brassica napus (rape), 4643 nucleotides. Its product is annotated as putative two-component response regulator ARR21. The record is from RefSeq and is a predicted model, not a curated record. Gene Ontology annotation, biological process: phosphorelay signal transduction system; cytokinin-activated signaling pathway. Gene Ontology annotation, molecular function: DNA binding. Lineage: Eukaryota; Viridiplantae; Streptophyta; Magnoliopsida; Brassicales; Brassicaceae. The coding region runs from base 1957 to 4422 and encodes 821 amino acids. The transcript has 8 exons.
GAUUAAGAAUUAUUGCAAAAUAUAAUAUUUUAAAAGAAAAUGUUGAGUUUUAAUAAAUGACAGUGAUUAUUUUAUACAUGAAUAUAAGCAAAUAAAAAGUCGUGGAAACUAUUUAUAAGAUUCUUUGAAAAAUGAUUUAAGAGAUUGUCAAAAAUGGUAAAAAAAUAAUAUUAUCAUGUUCUAAAAUACGACAAAAUAUAUUAUUAUGAUGUUUUGUCAACUUUUAUUAUGAUAUUUGAACAUUAUUUUUAAAAUAAUAUGUUAUAAUUCACUGUGUAAAAAUUGUUAGUUAAAAUCAAGCAUUCAAUUUUUAAUCGAUGAUUAUUUAAUGAUGAUAAAUCUAAAUUUUGGAGUAAAAUAUUUUUCUUUUACAGAGAAACUUUUAAUAAUUAAUUAAUUACUAAUUUAGUUUACAAGAAAAUUUUAAAUAUAACUGAUGAAUAGUAUGAUUGAUAUUAUAUAUUUUUAAUAUUUUAAUUUUAUUCAUUAUAAUAACGACAAAAUUGUCGUUAAAUUGCUAUAUAACAUUACAUACUAAAUUUUUACAGGUAUUAUACUGAAAAACUAGUUUUCAAUAUUCGAACCGCGACAAAAAAUAUCUUUGACACGGUUUAUUGUCUUUAACGAUCAAAACAUUUAAGAAUGUACAACGCUUUUAACACGCAUAAUUUUCAUGCUAUACAACAAAAAGAUAUUGUAUAUUGACAAAAAAAAAAUUCAUAAAUUAAAUAAGUAGGUAAAAAUGUAAUUUUAUUCUUUAACGAUCAAAACAUUUAAGAAUGUACAACGCUUUUAACACGCAUAAUUUUUAUGCUAUACAACAAAAAGAUAUUGUAUAUUGAUAAAAAAAAUUUCAUAAAUUAAAUAAGUAGGUAAAAAUGUAAUUUCAUAAAUUAUAUAUCUAAAUGUUAUUCCACAAUUCAUUAAUCAAAUUAAAUGACGUUUUAUAUUCUACAUUAAACAAUAGUGACAUUUUUAUGGAGUAUUUUUUUGUUAUAGUGUGAAAUCGUUAAAACCUGAUCAAACAAUUAAACUGAGAGAGGUAUUUGUAUUUUCAACUCAUUCUUGUGGUUCCGUACGUGAAAAGACAAUAACAAACAGUUUUGCUUUACCAUGAGUUAUUAAGAAUCAACAGGUGCAUAUGUUCCUUUAAGUAAUUUUGUUGUUUGGAGAACAAAAUCUAUCUCCUAAUCUGCAUAAUAUUUUUAAUCAGGAAACCCGAAGAAUAUAGUUGUAUAUCAAAUCUUAGUUUAAGCUACAUUAUGUAAAUGUGAAGAUCUUUCAUCUCGGGAUACAACUUUAUUAUAGAAAUCAGAACUCUGAUUUUUUACUAUCGCGCAACUAUUCUUUACAGUCGUGGUUUCAAAAUUCCCCAUUUGCAUUUUGAAAUCCUUAAUCUUCCAAUUUCAUCCAACCAAACAACAUUUUAUCGUUUUCAUAGUUUAAAUAAUUAGUAUGACAGAAAAUUUUGAUUAUAUCACAUUAUUUUCUUAUAGAUUAACUUAACUGUAUAAUAACAUUUUUAUUUUACAUACAAUAUUCAGUAUUUUGUCCCUUUCUAACCCAAAUCCAAACGAGAUUUUUAAAAUCUUAUUGAAAAUCAAUCCUAAAUGAGAAACAAAAGAUCUUCAGAAAAAAAAAACAAUUGCAUAUAUUUUGUAGAACUAAAAAGAUAUAUAUUGGUAAAUAGCAUUAACUUUUGCUUACUUUAGUCUAGAUUUUUACAUAAAUUAGCACACGGUAUUUUGUUGUUGUAUCUCUUUUUUCUAAAUUAGUAAAACAAAAAAAUAUCAUUAUUAUUUCUUUCUAAAAUAAAUUACAUAUGCACCACUACAACAAUGCCAGAUGUUAUAUUAGCGUGUCUACUUUAGGCCGCCUUUAAAUUGAGUUUUCUGUAGCCUGAGUAGUUUAUACAGACUUGAAAAUACACAACAAAAAUAUACAAAGACUAGCAGAAUGACUUUUGCCCAAUCUCUCAACAACCAAAGCUCUGUCUUGAGAAUCAAUAUUAUGGUUGUUGAUGAUGAUCCUGUCUCCCGUGAAAUUGUGUCACGCAUGCUUGAAAGAUCCAAAUACAGAGAUCCAUCUAUGGAGAUCACAGUUAUAGCUGUAAGAGACGCAAGGGAAGCAUUGUCUACUCUUAAAAUCCAAAGAAACAACAUCGAUCUUAUAGUCACAGACUAUUACAUGCCUGGCAUGAAUGGUCUACAACUCAAACAACAAAUCACUCGACAAUUUGGCAACUUUCCGGUCAUAGUUAUGUCAUCGGACACCAACAAAGAACAAGAGAGUUUAGCUUGUGGAUCGGUGUGUUUCCUUCCAAAACCCAUCAAACCGACUGACCUACCAAAGAUCUACCAAGUUGCUUUUACUUAUAAGAGGAAGGGUAAGUCCAUAUCAAGGACCGAGCACAACCACAUGGAUACAAAUGUUAGCAUCCCUCAGCAAAUCCAGUUGCUUCCUGAACAAGCUAAUGUCUCAAAGACCAAGAAGAACAAGAAGUUCUCAUCUAAAUCAGAUUCACGAUCUGUGAACAGUUUCAAUGGAAGUUGUGAUAGUACAGAUGGUUCACGAAAAAAUCGAAAAAGAAAAUCAAACGGUGAUUUUGGUGAUGAUGAUGAGUCUUUGCCGCAGCCUUCCAAGAAGAGUAAGCUUUCGUGGUCGGACUACCUUCAUGACCUUUUCUUACAAGCUAUCCACCAUAUUGGUCUUGACAGUAAGUGUUUUGAUUUUUUUUUUAAUUAUAACGUAUUUAUACAAUACGCAAUAUACUGUUUAUUUUCUUACAUUUUCUUACAAACUUGUUUCUUUGCUGAACUUGAAUCUUCCAAAGAGGCUGUGCCAAAGAAAAUUUUAGAGUUCAUGGACGUAUCAUACUUGACAAGAGAGAACGUUGCCAGCCAUUUACAGAAAUAUCGAAAUUUUUUGAGGAAAGUCGCGGAAAAUUCAGGCAUGUUGCAUGGAAGAGGCAUGGAGCCGUACCAUAGUAACUACACAACCUCUUCUUCUUGGUACGACACAGGUCUUAACAACAAAUCUAGCUAUUCCAAACCUAGACACGGUCUUGGACAGUCUAGGCUCUUAUCCAACACAUGUGAACCUGUCCGCUUCAACCAGAUGCCUUACAACCACAUGAACCGGUUAUCUACCUAUGAGCCGCACCGUACUGGAUCAAACUUGACCAUGCCCAUCAAAAGCAACCUCAGUUUUUCAACGCAGCCAUUGCAAAACGAAGGAAGUAGAAGCUUUCUUGAACCAACCGUGACGGCGAACAAAACUGGCCAAACAUCUCAAGUUCUCGGGUUUGGACAACAUGGAAUGUCGGCUAUAAAUGGAAAUAAUUUCAACGACAACACGAUGAGCAGCUAUGCAAGUUCAACUUCUAAUCAACCAAGAAUUAACAGCCAUGGAAGUUCGACUCCUAAUCAACCAGGAUUGAGGAGCUAUGGAUGUUCGAUAUCUAAUCAACCAGGAAUGAGUAGCUAUGCAAGUGUAUCUCCUAAUCAACUAGGAAUGAGCAGCUAUGGAAGCUUAACUCCUUAUCAACGAGGAAUGAGCAGCCUUGGAAGCUUUACUCCUACUCAACCAGGAAUGAGUAGCCAUAGAAGCUUGACGCCUACUCAACAAGGAAUGAGUAGCUAUGGGAGUUUAUCUCCUAGUCAACCAGGAGUGAGUACUCAACCAGGAAUGAGCAGCAAGGGAAGCUUGACUCCUACUCAACGAGGAAUGAGUAGCUAUGGGAGUUUAACUUCUUAUCAACCAGCAUUGAGCACCCAUGGAAGUUUAUUUCCUAAUCAACCAGGAAUAAGCAGCCACACAAGCUUACCUCCUACUCAACCAGGAAUGAGUAGCUUUGGAAGUUUAACAACUAAUCAUUCAGGAAUGAGUAGCUACGAAAGUUUAACUCCUACUCAACCGGGGCCUAGCAAUAUCUCAUACGGAUUGCUCUUAAACAAUGAAAACACUGCAUAUAAGCCUCAACCACAUGCCUCUACAACUAUACAACUGGAUAAUCUCAGCAUGUAUGAUGACCUCGGCAAUAUUAACGAGAUUCCUUGCGAUUUAAGUAACUUUGACUUCGAUCAUGACAAGCAACAAGAAGAAGCAGUAUCUGCCAACAAAUUUGAGAUCCCUGCAAAUCUUGAGACUGAACUGAAUCAGACUUCCUCUCUUGAAGAAGAUGGUGACUGGACCUUUCUGAACAUAAGUCAGGGUCAUUUUAAUGAAAAAACAUCAAACACUUUUGCUGCUCCGGAGACGAAUGAUCCAACUUUCAACAAAAACCCUAAUCAUGCUCAGGAACAAGAUGUUCCAGAUUUUGAUUGGUCGUUGUUGGAUUUAGAGAACUUGGCUAAUGAGAACGACUUCAUGGACUCAAUGUUCACCAAUGACAACUCAAUGUUCACCAAUGACAUGAAUUGAAAAGGGUUCGAUCGAUCCAAGAUGUUCUCAACGGCAAUGUUCUCAACGGCAAUGCAAAGUAGUUUUUAAAGCAAAUAUAUAUAAAGAAUAAGAGGUUUAUAGAUGUAUGGUUUAUGGUUGUGUAACAUAUUUCUAAGUGUUGGAUAUUAUGUCUCUUUUUCUCAGCAAGUGUUAGAUAAUGUGAACUUUUCAAUAUAUAUAGUAAUCUAUAUGGUUAGAAA